This is a messenger RNA of Pogoniulus pusillus (Red-fronted tinkerbird), 1222 nucleotides long. RefSeq names its product RAB38, member RAS oncogene family (gene RAB38). Gene Ontology annotation, cellular component: lysosome; Golgi apparatus; late endosome. Gene Ontology annotation, biological process: endosome to lysosome transport; phagosome-lysosome fusion. NCBI's taxonomy places the organism in Eukaryota, Metazoa, Chordata, Aves, Piciformes, Lybiidae. The coding region runs from base 451 to 972 and encodes 173 amino acids. The record is from RefSeq and is a predicted model, not a curated record. Gene Ontology annotation, molecular function: GTPase activity; GTP binding. The transcript is spliced from 4 exons.
CAGGAGGUGCCGCAGAGGAGAGCCGCGGCUGAGCGGCGGCACUCGGCCUCUGCCCGCGCUCUCCGCACGCCGCAGUUCGCAUUGCGCAGGCGCGGUGCGUGCGUGCAGCCGCGCAGCGGAGCGCGGCCGGCAGCUCCCGCGCCUGCGGUGCUGUGCAGGGACUGCAGGGGCCUGGGCUCUGCUUGUCCCGGAGGGACGAGUCUGUGCUGAGCCGUGCAGGCAACUCAAGAGGCUGAGCGGCAGGCUGCGGCUUGGCUGGCUGCGGGGCUUGGCUUGCUUGCCGCUCGACUUGCUGCCUCCUAGCUUGGUGGUAUGAGGAGCUUCUUCAGCUGCAACCUCGGCAGCGGCUCUUGUUACUUGCCCAGGUGAAACCAGGCAAGGUGCUCCCCAUCACGGCCAGCAUAAACAGACCCAGAGACAAUGAGUGGCCGAUGAAAGACAUGCUGAAGAAUGAACUUGACUGCUGAAGAAUGCCUUGAUGAACUGAAGAAACUGAACCCACCUCCUAAUACUGCCCAACAGGUAGCAACAAAAGCAAGUCAGGAAAGAUUUGGAAACAUGACCAGGGUAUAUUACAGAGAGGCCAUGGGGGCGUUUAUUGUCUUUGAUGUUACAAGACCUGCAACAUUUGAAGCAGUGACAAAAUGGAAAGAGGAUUUGGACUCUAAGUUGGUUCUCCCAAAUGGCAAACCUGUCCCGACAGUCCUCUUAGCAAACAAAUGCGACCAGGGAAUAGAUGUUCUUAUGAACAACGGCAUCAAGAUGGAUCAGUUCUGCAAAGAGAAUGGGUUCGUGGGCUGGUUUGAAACAUCAGCCAAGGAAAAUAUAAACAUCAAUGAAGCUUCCAGAUGCUUGGUGAAACACAUAAUUGCUAGUGAGAGUGAUCCAGUUCAGUCUGUUGAACCAGAUAUUGUAAAACCACACUUGAAUUCCACCAAGAUUGUCAGCUGUUCAGCUUGUUUUAAAUCCUAAGAGACUUCCAGACUAUAAGAAGAGCUGUACACCUAUGGGUCACAGUUUAUAUCUUACCCAUCAUACCCAAACUGCCCAGAUUGUCCAUAAGCAGAUUGCCAUUUUCUAAAAGAGGUACUUUGAAUUUAUUGCAAGCUGUUCAGUAAUAGCAUCUAUUAAAAACUGGUUUUGGCUACAGGUCAAGUAAGACUCAUAGAGAUGCCUGUGUUUCCCCAGUUAUGUAACACCACCAGUGAUAUCAAAACCUAUU